Messenger RNA from Phlebotomus argentipes, 948 nucleotides. It is a transcript of the gene CSN7, whose product is annotated as COP9 signalosome complex subunit 7. Lineage: Eukaryota; Metazoa; Arthropoda; Insecta; Diptera; Psychodidae. Gene Ontology annotation, biological process: COP9 signalosome assembly. Gene Ontology annotation, cellular component: COP9 signalosome. The transcript is spliced from 2 exons. Bases 79 to 909 code for a protein of 276 amino acids. The record is from RefSeq and is a predicted model, not a curated record.
CCGUGGCGCUCAUAACCUCACUAACGUACACAUUGCGAAGGAACUGAGGUGCUUUUGUGUGGUGUUUUCCGGCAGAAAAUGCACACGGAGAUGAUGGCACACGGUCUGGAGGAAAAUUCACCAUCUGUGGCGACUCACAAUGCCUUGGAACAUUUUGUGGCGCUGGCGAAAAUGGCCAGAGGAGCCGCUUGUUUAGACCUCAUUAAGCAAGUGCUUGAGGCUCCCGGAGUGUAUGUUUUCGGGGAGCUCCUGCAGAUUCCCACCAUCAUGGAGCUGGAGAAUGGGCCACACAUGAAAUACUACAACGCCCUGAAUCUGUUCGCGUACGGAACGUUCCGGCAGUACUUGGAGAAGAAGGAUCAGGUGUUGGAGCUGAAUGGGACGAUGAAAAAGAAGUUGCAGCACCUUACCAUCGUCACACUGGCCAUCCGGACGAAGUGUAUCCCCUAUCAGACGCUCCUCGUCGAGCUGGACAUCUCGAACGUGCGCGACUUGGAGGACUUGAUCAUCGAGGCGAUCUACGCAGACAUCAUUCACGGCAAACUCGACCAGAAAAACAGUCAACUGGAAGUGGAUUACGCCAUCGGGCGGGACAUCCGUCCGGGUGACAUCAGCCAGAUUGUCGGCACACUGCAGGAAUGGUGCGACUCGUGCGCCUCGGUUCUCAACUGCAUCGACACGCAAAUUCACCGCGCGAACGCCGAAAAGGCGCGCAGCAUCAAGCACAAGGAGAAGAUCGACCAGGAAAUUGUGAACCUGAAGAAAGCCAUCAAAUCCCAGACGCUCGACUGCGACGAGGCGAUGCCGAUGGAGAUGAGAGAGCAGAGUAACCAGGAGAUGAGGAAGAAGUCCACCAAGAGCAAAACCGGCAAAUCCAGCGGCAAGUCGUGGUUUAAGAACUUCAAUUGAGAUCCACUUAAGCACUUAUCAAAUUUAUUAUAUGAAAUU